AACCGCACCGCUUCAAGAAGAGAUGCCAUACACCUUCACUGCUGUCUGAGCUUUAUUGCCAAAGGUAAUAAAAAGCCUAUAAUGCUGCAUUUCCACCACAAGUUGCCCGCGGGGGGAGCCGUGGUCCUGCUCGCCUUCCUCCUCCAUGGAUGCGCCGUGCAGGUUGCGUCUCUCCCCCGCCACUACAGGCUCCGAGGCGGGGAGAGUGAGGGGCAGCCGGCUGCCUACCCACCCAGCUCCGACAUGAUCAAAGCCCUGGAGUACAUUGAGAACCUGAAGCAGCGGAACGGGGGCCGACCUGAACCCGUGGAUUACGACGAAGUGGACAAGUUCAGGGUGCUGCUUCAGCUCGCCUCGCAGCAGGACGAGGGUCCCGGGGACCGUCAGCCCGCCCCCGGCGCGCAGAGGCAGGACAUUACCGCCGAGCAGCUGAUGAAAGCCCUGCUCAAGUCUCUCCAGGAUCAGGCCGGGAAAGAAGCCAAGCUCAGCCCCGCAUCGACGCCCAGGAACGACCGCCGCACACACAGGCACCGCACCAAAGACACCGAGGUCUCCGAGAGCGCACCUGCAGACUACGGUAAUUUCCCCAGACCCCACAAGAAAUACCCACUGAUGUUUGAGGAUGAGGAGAAUACAGACGCUUCCAAGCGGGCCACGGAGGACCUAGAUGAGCAGUACACACCCCAGAGCCUUGCCAAUUUACGCUCCAUCUUCGAAGAGCUUGGGAGGAUGCCCACAGUCGGCGGCCAGAAGAGAGACGUGUUCGGCGACGACGACGAGGAGGAGGAGGGCGGGUUGAGCCUGAGAAACCAGGCCUACGAGGACGUUGCCGGAGGAGAAGAGUGGGUCCCCGUGGAGGAGAGGGAGGAGACGGAGGAGAUGGUCAACAGGAGCCACGAAGAAAUGGACAGGGCCCUCACAGACCAGGAGGAGGCGGAGAGGGAGGAGAUGCAACGCCGGGCGAGCCAGAACCAAGAGGGUACCGAUGAUGACACUAAGCUGGUCGACUACUACCUGUUGAAGGUCUUGGAGAUGAGCGACCAGACGCAGAAGAGGGAUAAGACCGGAGAGCAGAGAAAGAGACUGAUCCGCCCCUCCAUCGUGGACCCCCGGACAGUGAAGGAGUUGCUGGAGCUCUCCCUGAAGCUCCACGUCCCUCCACAGGACCUCAUCGACAUGCUGCUCACGGAGGAGCUCAGGAAGCUUCACCGCGAUCCCCACGCCUCCGCUCGCUACACGACCGGCCAGACCCCCAAGAUCAGGUACUUCAGCCGCAGACUGCCGCUCAAGAACAAGCCCGCCCCCGAGGACAUGGACCGAGAGGACUUUUUAGACAUAAUCGGCGUGGAGACUAUCAGCAACGAGUACCCUGUGGUGCAGAGACCCCUGAAGACCGCUCCCUCCUCGGACAGAAUCCCAGUGGCGUCCAAUCCCGCUGCAAAUCCGGGUCAGGCUAAAAUCCCUCCUCCCUCCGGGCGCAGGGAGAACCUCUUUCUGUCCGAGCUCAACAAGAUGCCCCUUAAGCGCCAGGCCGACGGCGCCGACGAUGAUGAUGACGACGGCGACGUGGAAGACGAGGUGACCACCUACCUGGCGGCUAAAAUCCUGACAGAGUACCCCAACACCAUCACCAAGCGGGACACCCAGGCACAGCUGAAGGGCCAGUUCCCCUACGAGCUGUACGAGCGGGCCCUGAAGGACUACUUGGGGCAGGCGGACGCAGAAAAGAAGCCGGUGUCUAAGAGGGAAACCGAGGUGGCCACAGAGGAGAAGAUCUAUCCGACGGAAAUGCAGGGGAAGGAGGAGAUAACGGCCAAGACCUCGGCUCCACAGACCGUAGAUGAGGAAGAGGAGAAGGAGCACCGUGAAAAAACAAUGGCUGGGAUGUAGCCUGACGCCCUGCAAGACGCACGAAAUUAUGAAUAUAGUAUUUAUACUGUCUCAAAAAUAAAGUUUGGUGGACGUGAUCUAGUUUACAAAUUUCUAUUAUAUGAACUAUAGCUAGUAUUGCUAAUAUCACCCUAACGCAAAUGAACUAUAGAAGUCUGACAGGUUCGAUGCAUUUUGAAAAGAGAUACCAGUCCCUAACUGCUGCAAGAACAUUAUAGAAAUCUUAUAGUGUCAUCAUAGGAGAUUAAAGGUGCAACAAAGGUGCAAAGGUGGGAAAAAUAUGGCCUCCUCACACCACUUUGAUGUGAACCUUUUGUCACUCAAAUUGCCAGUAAACACACUAAUGUCAAAUAUGUCAAAUCACAAAGAAAUCCGAGUUAGUGAAGUUUUGUGAUGUUGUUAAAGGUUCGUUUCUAUUAAUGGUGUUUGUAAACAGCAGAAAACAGGCCUAUAUUUUCAAUUAUAAUCAACUGAGUAAUAGUAAAAACGCUUAAUUUUUCAUCUCUGUCAAACUAUUCAAUUCCACAUGUGAAUAUAUCUGUAAAUGAUGAAGUCUAACGCUGACUGGGCCUUUAAAACACAAGGACAGGGUAGACUGACAGGAGCGCUAUGGGAAGGUCACCUGGAUCUCUCAUCAGGGCAGUGUGCUGGGCUGAGGACGAGUG
This is a messenger RNA of Chelmon rostratus (copperband butterflyfish), 2555 nucleotides long. RefSeq names its product secretogranin II b (gene scg2b). Lineage: Eukaryota; Metazoa; Chordata; Actinopteri; Chaetodontiformes; Chaetodontidae. The record is from RefSeq and is a predicted model, not a curated record. Gene Ontology annotation, cellular component: secretory granule. The coding region runs from base 82 to 1890 and encodes 602 amino acids. The transcript has 2 exons.